Messenger RNA from Radiomyces spectabilis, 1304 nucleotides. Its product is annotated as Endonuclease/exonuclease/phosphatase. Gene Ontology annotation, biological process: base-excision repair. Gene Ontology annotation, molecular function: DNA-(apurinic or apyrimidinic site) endonuclease activity; endonuclease activity; DNA binding. The record is from RefSeq and is a predicted model, not a curated record. Lineage: Eukaryota; Fungi; Mucoromycota; Mucoromycetes; Mucorales; Radiomycetaceae. Gene Ontology annotation, cellular component: nucleus. Bases 192 to 1253 code for a protein of 353 amino acids. The transcript has 6 exons.
GGACGCUUUUGCUGUGGACGAAACGACAUUAAGAAACUCGACAGGAAAAUUUGCAAGCAUUUCUGGAUGGACAGUUAGUUUCAAAGGAAAGCAACUGAUUAUUUAUUUGUCGGUUGCAAUGGCAACUUCUUUCGGAUAGGGCGCACUUUGGCAGCCACAGUCACAAUUCAUCCGCUUUUUCCUUCACAGCCAUGUUGCUCGCCAUUCUCGCUCGUCGCGCAUCCUUCCUCGUCAUGACUGGUGUCAAACGAUCUAGACCCCCAUCGGCCGAGGUCCACGAACGGACCAUUUCAAAGGUACAUUCUUCCUCUUCCGAAGACGAUACCGUUGUCACUACCACCAAAAAGCCAAAGACCAAGAAGAAAGUCUGGGAGCCCUUUGAUCCCACUGUGCCGCGUAAUAUGACGAUGCCCGAAACCUUUUCAUUCCCGGCAAAACCGGAAGGCAGCAUCACUAUUGCUUCAUACAACGUGUCAAGCAUCAAUGCGAGCAUUAAAAAGGGCUUCAACCGCUAUGUCGAUGCGGAAAAUGCCGAUAUUCUUUGCUUGCAGGAAACCAAGGUCAACAGUCCUGUUCCUUCGGCCGUCAACGAAGAAGUGUAUAAAUACCGAUAUUGGGCCUUUGAAGAAAAGAAAGGCUAUGCCGGAACCGCCGUAUUCUCAAAGUACAAACCUGACAAGGUCAGUUACGGUCUCCCAGGUUACGAAGAUAAAUCAAAGGGACGGGUGAUCAGUGUAACCUUUCCCGCUUUUACGCUCGUGGCUUGCUAUGUUCCCAAUGCUGGCCAAAAUCUUAAGAAUCUGCCCGAACGACGCAUUUUCAACGAAUACAUGGAGAAACACAUCCGAUCCCUUCAGAAAGCCGGACAGUCCGUCAUUUGGGCAGGUGAUCUCAAUGUGGCACACACACCAAUUGAUAUUGCCCGACCAUCUACCAAUGAAAGAUCGGCCGGUUUCACAAUCGAGGAGCGACAGGACUUUAGCAAAGUUCUUGCCAAGUCAGAAGAAGGAGACGAACCAGGUUUGAUUGACAGUUGGCGUCACUUUCAUCCGGACACACAAGGUCACUACACUUAUUACUCCUACCGCUUCCGAUGCCGUGAAAAACUCAUUGGAUGGCGCUUGGACUAUUUUGUUGUCACCCCCGAUUUGCUCGACAAGAUCGUUGCCAGUAGUAUUCGUCAAGAAGCAUGGGGUGCCAGUGAUCACGUUCCUCUGGUCCUCACACUCAAAAACAUCUCUCUUUCGACCUAAAUAUAUGACUGUAUGCAAGCUUGAUGCAAAAAAAAAAAAUAAAAAAAAAAU